AUGAAAAAAGGACAGAUCAUCUCCUAUGUACAUGCGAUACUGACCAUUGCACUUGCUGUAUUCUUUAUCUACAAAGGCACAGAAAAAUUUGGCCCGGUAAAGCUGCGGGAAAAGAAUGUACUGGCUGGCGUACUGAUGCUGCUGCCGAAAUCGAGAAUGGCCGGGCUGCUGAUGUUGUUGCCCAUCAUCACCAAUAUUUUCCUGAUGCACUUUUUCUUCGACAACAGGGCCGGCCAUGCCGAUCAGACCAGCGCAUCCGGCCAAUACCGGAAUGUAUCCGCCAUUUAUGUGCAUCCCAGUUACAACGUAAGUACCAAUGAAAAUGAUGUGGCCUUGCUGUACCUCUCGGCUCCAUUGUCUUUCAACAAUGAUGUGAUGCCGGUAGAAUACGCUAAUAUGUGCAAUACGACCACCGCAGAUAUUACGCCACCUACCAGUGCCCUGCUUAGCGGAUGGGGCCUUACCUGUAACAGCUGUGGCGUAUCGCAGUUUUUGAACGCAGUGACCAUGCCGCUUACUACACAGACAAAUGCCAUGUCCAUUAACACGGGGUAUAAUCCUGGUUUUACGGCCAACAUUUCUGCCAAUAUGCUGCCAUUCUACAAUCCCGGUACCGGUGCAGCUCCCGGCGAUAGCGGCGGCCCUGCAGUGAUCGAUAAAAAUGGCAAUAAGAUAAACUUAGGCGCUUCCAGCUGGGGGUACUAUCCCAAAGACCAGUUGCCAACC
Molecule: messenger RNA, 726 nt
Organism: Ostertagia ostertagi
Lineage: Eukaryota; Metazoa; Nematoda; Chromadorea; Rhabditida; Trichostrongylidae
Source: the annotation of a GenBank genome assembly